Molecule: messenger RNA, 1080 nt
Organism: Exophiala viscosa
Lineage: Eukaryota; Fungi; Ascomycota; Eurotiomycetes; Chaetothyriales; Herpotrichiellaceae
Product: major facilitator superfamily domain-containing protein
Exons: 4
Coding region: 1-1080 (359 amino acids)
Biological process (GO): transmembrane transport
Cellular component (GO): membrane
Molecular function (GO): transmembrane transporter activity
Source: RefSeq, a predicted model, not a curated record
AUGCAAACGCCUUUGGGUGUCUUCCAAGAAUACUACAUAACACAUCAGCUGCGCGACAAGCCUCCUGACGACAUUUCUUGGAUCGGUUCAUUGGCGGCUUUCCUCCAAUUUGCCAUAGGCGCCGUCGCAGGCCCAUUGUUCGAUCGUUACGGCUCUUGGAUCAUCCGCCCAGCCUCGCUCCUGUACGUGUUUGCCAUGAUGAUGACGAGCCUUUGCGAUCAGUAUUGGCACUUCGUCCUUGUUCAAGGCGUCCUCAUGGGCUGCUCUAUCGGCUUAUUGCUUUUCCCUUCGAUCAGCGCAGUGUCGCAAUACUUCGACAAGAAACGGGGAGCUGCCUUGGGUUUGGUGGUAGCUGGAUCCUCUAUCGGCGGAAUCGUCUUCCCCAUAGCACUGUCAAGGCUCUUGAAUGCCUCAUCCCUCGGCUUUGGCUGGUCAUUGAGGAUUAUUGGGUUCGUCACAAUGCCUCUCUUGAGUUUUUCAUGUGUGGUCAUCAAAGCUCGACUACCACCAAGGAAGACCAAGUUCUUCUUGCCAGCGGCUUUCAAACAAGCGGACUUUUCGUUUUUAGUCCUGUCGCUUUUCUUCAUGUUUCUGGGCAUGUUCACUCCGCUGUUCUACAUACCCUCUUAUGCAGUGUCAAGAGGCAUCAACAGCACGCUGGCCUCAUAUCUGCUCGCGAUACUCAACGGCGCCUCAACAUUUGGUCGUAUCAUACCCGGUAUACUGUCAGACAAGGUCGGGAAAUUGAACAUGCUGUCGAUCGGAAGCAUCAUUACUGGCGUUGUCAUCUUCUGUAUGACUAAAGCGGAGUCCGUCGCCGGGUUGGUGUUGUACUCGAUUGCCAUUGGAUUCUUCUCGGGCACACUCAUCUCUGGAGCUUCCGCAGCUCUCAGCAUCUGUCCCGAAGAUCCACGCGAUAUGGGAACCCUCAUCGGGCCACCAGUGAAUGGAAUUUUGAUCAGAACAUCUGGAGGGUAUCUUCAACUCUCAAUCCUGUCUGGUGUCAUGUGUCUUGUCGGUGGCGUCAUUUGCUUUCUGACCAAACUCACAACGCCGAAGGGACUUUUGGGAAAGACAUGA